Messenger RNA from Nelumbo nucifera (sacred lotus), 1619 nucleotides. RefSeq lists its product as uncharacterized. Gene Ontology annotation, cellular component: eukaryotic translation initiation factor 3 complex; cytoplasm. The record is from RefSeq and is a predicted model, not a curated record. Gene Ontology annotation, biological process: cytoplasmic translational initiation. Gene Ontology annotation, molecular function: translation initiation factor activity. NCBI's taxonomy places the organism in Eukaryota, Viridiplantae, Streptophyta, Magnoliopsida, Proteales, Nelumbonaceae.
AACACCUUGUAGAGUCGACCAACUCUUUCUUUUUCUCGGUCUCUUCCUCAAGUAAAGGUUAGGGUUUGUGUUCAGUGUUCUUAUUCGUUCUCUGCAGCUGCAGUUCAGGAAAUAAGGUUUUCGUGGGUCUCUUUCGAGGAUUCAAUGACGACCAUUGUGGUAACCUCGGAGGAAGAUCCUUCGCUUUCUGUAGUCCGAUUCACGUCGGAGCUCGCCUGGGCCGAUGCAGGACCAGAGGUUGCAGAGCCACAAGUUGCUAGAUUAUGCAUGGAGGCACAAGAAUUCAUAGUAAUGGGUAGAUGGCUGGAUUUGGCAUCUCUUAUGCUAACUUCUGCUGACUUGAUAUUUUCAAGAGUGUCAGAGAAAGAUCUUGAGUGUAGUUUUGCUAUUAUUUGCAACCUUGUGACGAAAACCGAAAGUCCAGAUGAAGCACUAGAGAUGGCAAAGCUUAUAUCUGCAAAAGUUUCCCAACAAGCAAAUGAUAAGCCAGCAUUACGCUUAAAGAUAUUGUUCACUCUGUACAACCUCUUGGAGAAUCCAUACAGCAGAUUCUAUGUUUACAUGGUUGCCCUUACCUUAGCCGUCAAUGGCAAAGUUACUGAGCAUAUUAUCCCUUCUUUCAAGAAGAUUGAUAACUUUUUGAAAGAGUGGAACAUCGGGACCUUGGAUCAAAGACAACUCUUUCUCACCAUCUCCAAUAUCUUAAAGGAAAAUAAAAGCUCUGCAAAAGAUUCAUUCCAUUUCCUGACCAAGUACUUAGCAACUUUUUCGAGUGAGGAUGCAUAUACAUUGAGUGAAGCUAAGGAAGAAGCUGUGCGUGCUAUUGUGGAGUUUGUGAAGGCACCUGAUAUGUUUCAGUGUGAUUUGCUAGAUAUGCCUGCCAUAGGACAGUUGGAGAAAGAUGGCAAAUAUGCACUGGUGUAUCAACUUCUGAAGAUCUUUCUAACACAACGGCUGGAUGCAUACUUGGAUUUCCAUGCAGCAAAUUCCACUUUACUUAAAAGCUAUGGUCUUGUUCAUGAAGACUGUAUAACAAAGAUGAGAUUGAUGUCAUUGGCUGAUCUUGGCUCUAAUGAUUCUGGCGAGAUUCCAUAUGCUCUCAUCAAGGAGACACUUCGAGUCACAGAUGAUGAGAUAGAACUGUGGAUAGUCAAGGCAAUUACUGCAAAGCUACUUGACUGUAAGAUGGACCAGAUGAAUCAAGUUGUAAUUGUAAGCCGCUGCACGGAGCGUGUCUUUGGGUUGCACCAGUGGCAAUCCCUUAGAUCAAAACUAGCAACAUGGAGGGGUAACAUUGCAAAUGUUAUAAACACCAUUCAAGCUAACAAGCUAACUGAGGAGAGCGCACAAGCAAUGCAAGGUGUGAUGAUUCGUUGAAGGAGUUAUUCUUAUCGUGGUUAUUGGUUUUGGUAUCUAUUCAUCUGGAUUCUGUUUAAAAGAGGCAUUGUAGGGCUAAUUUUGUGUACCUAAAUCUUCAUUCAUUGUAGUUGAAGCUUGGUUGGAACAUUUACAGAUUUUGUUGAGUAGGGAUAUUUAUUUUGCUUGUUUGCUUUUGCCUUUUGGCAAUGUUGAGAUAUUUGAUAGAAAUUAGAAUGGGCAAGUUUCUUGUUGAACACAAA